Messenger RNA from Marasmius oreades (fairy-ring Marasmius), 2140 nucleotides. It is a transcript of the gene PAB1, whose product is annotated as Protein phosphatase PP2A regulatory subunit B. Lineage: Eukaryota; Fungi; Basidiomycota; Agaricomycetes; Agaricales; Marasmiaceae. The record is from RefSeq and is a predicted model, not a curated record. The transcript is spliced from 7 exons. Gene Ontology annotation, cellular component: protein phosphatase type 2A complex; cytosol. The coding region runs from base 184 to 1578 and encodes 464 amino acids. Gene Ontology annotation, biological process: peptidyl-serine dephosphorylation. Gene Ontology annotation, molecular function: protein binding; protein phosphatase regulator activity.
GACAAGGCCUUGUGUCGAUCAACACUUACUCUUGCACCUUAUCCUACACAAUCCACCAGCCGCUCGCACAACGAAAGCGACACAUUCCUUGUAUUUCGACGAAAACAACAGCUUUAAACCACCUUUUCUGCUAGAAACUUCCACGACCUCCGAUUUCGAACCCUCGUUUCGCCUCGUAACAGCAUGGAAGACCCCUCAGGCUCAGGUGGCUGGCGUUUUGCCCAAUGUUUUGGUGAUAAGGGAGAAGUAGAAGACAUCACGGAAGCGGAUAUCAUAUCCACCGUGGAAUUCGAUUCUACUGGAAACUAUCUAGCGACAGGAGAUAAGGGUGGUCGCGUUGUACUCUUCGAGAGAAAUGAAGCGAAAAAGGGUUGUGAAUACAAAUUCUACACCGAAUUUCAAUCACACGAACCAGAAUUUGACUACCUUAAGUCGUUGGAGAUUGAGGAGAAGAUCAACAAGAUUAGAUGGUGCAAACGUCAAAAUUCUGCACAUUUUCUCCUCUCGACAAACGAUAAAACAAUCAAGCUUUGGAAGGUGUUUGAGAAGUCGCUUCGGGUAGUAUCCGAGUCCAAUCUCCACGACGGGCAGCGCCAACUUCCACCUCCCACAACGCGAGGACACCUACGGUUACCACGUAUGGCAUUGCAGGACAACAUCAUUGCCGCUGUACCCCGGAAAAUAUACGCGAACGCCCAUGCCUACCACAUACACUCGAUUUCAGUGAACUCGGACCAAGAAACCUAUGUAUCCGCAGACGACCUUAGAAUCAACCUUUGGAAUUUAAAUAUCAGCGACCAGAGCUUCAGUAUGUCUUUUUACUUAACGAUUCUAGGAAUUGAAUACAUAAAAAUUCCAGACAUCGUGGACAUCAAACCUGUCAACAUGGAGGAAUUGACGGAGGUUAUAACUGCAACCGAAUUUCACCCGAUACAUUGCAAUCUUUUCAUGUAUUCGAGCUCGAAAAGCAACAUUAAACUCGCCGACAUGCGUGACUCAGCGCUGUGCGACCGACAUGCUAAAUGCUUUGAGGAAGAGGAGGACCCCACAACACGCUCUUUCUUCUCCGAGAUCAUCUCGUCCAUCUCAGAUGUCAAAUUCAGCCAUGACGGCCGUUACAUCCUGUCUCGGGACUACCUCUCCCUGAAGAUUUGGGACAUCAAUAUGGAGUCGCGACCGGUGAAGACCAUUCCUAUACAUGACCAUCUACGCGGGAAGCUCUGUGAUCUGUAUGAAAAUGAUUGCAUUUUCGAUAAGUUCGAGUGUGUAUGGGGUGGGGAUGACAAACAUGUCCUUACGGGGUCGUACCACAACUAUUUCCGGAUAUAUGACGUGGACACUCUCAACGAUGUCGUUCUCCAGGCCGAUAAAUCCGCGUUCAAGAUAAAGAAGAUCGGGAACACUGGACCACAGAAAUUAGGGGCGAAGAAUGGCGCUCGGCCGAAUGGGUUGAGAGACAUGAUGUCGCUAGAUACCCUAGAUUUCAACAAGAAGAUCCUUCACGCCAGUUGGCAUCCAAAAGAGAAUACGAUUGCGAUCGCCGCUACGAAUAAUUUGUUCCUUUACAGCGCCGCAUAAAUCUGAGGUUUGGAUUGGCAUUUGAGCUCGUUCUCUCCCUCCGCUGUCUUCCUUACACUCCCUCCGUACCCCUUCAUUAACGCCUUGAUAAGAGACCCGCUGGCGGGGUAGACGGAUUCAGACGACACAAUGCAUGAACAAUAUACGAUUCGAAUCACCAUGUUUCGCACAUCUUCAUGCCCUACACGCUUCUGCAUGACCUACAUCUUAAGUGACAUUUCUAAUAUCCUCCCUAAUCGUUCCUUUCUCUAUCAUCAUUCACUUUCGUUUUACCUCGCAUUCUUACUUAUUUUAUCCCUCCCGUUCCAAUCUUUCCCCAUCAUCCCUUUCGUCCGUCGAUUUCUUCUACAUGCGCUGCUGUUGUUCGUGUCUGUUAUGUCGUCUCUGCAUUUGCCCUUCAGCGCUCUCUUUUCGGUUGUGCUCUUCACCCUCCCACUCUUAAUUGUUUGGUCUCCACGGUUGCGAAAGAGGACUUGAUGUAGAUUUGAGUUUAUCAAAAAUAAAUAUUCCAAUUGUAUCAUAUUCAAUACCUUUCGACAGGGCUUUAACAACUCCUUCACUG